Mollisia scopiformis is the source of this 4962-nucleotide messenger RNA. RefSeq lists its product as uncharacterized. The coding region runs from base 1 to 4962 and encodes 1653 amino acids. The transcript has 6 exons. NCBI's taxonomy places the organism in Eukaryota, Fungi, Ascomycota, Leotiomycetes, Helotiales, Mollisiaceae. The record is from RefSeq and is a predicted model, not a curated record.
AUGAAAGAUGCUCUGCUUCAAGGGUUCGAGCCACAGUCGGAUGGUAGGAGCAUUGCACAAACAACGAGCUACUGGACCGUCCCCGAGCAGAAUGAGUUUCCCGCACUACUAAAGUAUUUUGGCACGGAUUGGUAUGGAAUUGCGAAGCACAUGCCGACGAAAACCCACAUUAUGAUAAAAAACUACUAUCAGCGGCUUGUGGAUUCGGGCAAGGGAGAAUGGGAAGAUUUAGCCAAAGAGGCGAACGACAGAAGGGAGACUGGCUUUCAUCAUGGGAAGGAGAAGGCUAUGGGACUUUAUACAGCUUGGGAUCAAUACCCACCUACCAAGAAAAGUCUUAUUGUCAAGCUCAAAUACAAGAAGCGGGGAGCAGAUAUAGAGCGAAUUCUUAGAGUUCGUGCCAAGCCAAGUCUUGAGUUCGUACGGCUUGAGAAAGCUCGCAUCGCUGUUCAACAGAAAGAGUUGAGAUCAGAACAAGAUGAAGAGCCUGUCCUACCACAGGGCAAUUGUCACUAUAUUUUACUGCAUCCCGAAGUGAAAGGCCUAAGGUGUGCCUGUGUUAGGUAUUCAUUGAAUCGCUUAAUACCAGGAAGCACUUGUGAUUGUGGUCAUCAAGCCUACUAUCACGAACCCGUCCAAGCCGAUAUUCCCAAGCACUUCAACCUCAACGUCGUCGCGCCAGAGCUUGACAUGGAAAGAAGACAAGAUCCUAUGCUCGUUGGGGAUUUCAUGGAAAUCAAUGCUGGUAUCGCAUUCGACAAGAAUAUGCUUAGCCGGUUGGACCGGAAAGGUAUUACUGACAAAGAGGCAGCCCGCCCUCCUGGCUGGGCCUAUCACUCGCCAGCGCUUUCCCGAGAAGCCCAGGCUCUUGAGCAACUCCCAAGAAACGGCCCGGGCCUAAACUUUCCUUCGCCAUGCUUCUUGUGUGUUAUAGGUCCCACGCAAGAAGUAGUCUUCGAUAGUAUUGAUGAUUACAACGUUCACCUUUGGCAAAAGCACAUGGACUUAACUAAGUGGCAAGAGACGAAAUGUAUUUGGGAAGGAUGUUCGAGUUUAGGUACUUUCGCUACGGCUAAACUCUGGUUCGCUCAUGUUCGAAGCGUACAUCAAAAGAAUUUCUGGUGUACAAGUGUUGAUUGCGAGUAUCGGAAAAGCGGUCCUAAUCCCAAGCCCUUUGGUAGUCAGAAUACUCUCAAUCGCCACAGCCAGACGCAUGCUGAUCCCGUGUAUUGCAUGGAGCCUGGUUGCACCGGCCGCGACAAUAUCGCGCGCAGUGACAAAAAGAAGAAGCACAAUAUCGAGUAUCAUGGAGAAAUUCUUUGUGGAGUUUAUGGCUGUCCAAGGAGUCGACACAUCAAAGAAGUCUAUUUUGGAUUCUCUACCAAUGCGGAUCUGGUUGCUCACCAGCGCUCGAAGCACGCCGAUAUGAAUUUGGCCUAUGGGAUGAAUACAGCGUAUAUUGGACAGGACAGUGACGGUGACAAUCACUUCCAUGGCAGUCCUCCAUUCCAAUUCCCCGCCCCGUUUUCACAGCAGAUGCCUUCUGACAUUGACCAGCGUCCUACUUUUAUCUCUGGUCAAAAUUCCCAUGGCUUUGAGAAUUUCACGGAUUCAGGAAUCGGUUCUACUCUAGCAUUGACUGUGAAGGCCCUCUCUGAUAAACAGGUCAGCUAUCUAGCUGCACUCCAGGAGUCUUCGAAAGAAGAUUCAGAAGCAAAGCCCCUGAAGGCACCGGCAGCAGAGGAUCACUCGGAUACUCAGACAUUGUUGUCAGACACGUCGAGCCUUCGAGAUCCAAAGUUGGGAGAGUAUGUUACCGAAUUGGCAGACGCAAUCUGUAGAGCCUUCCCUCCAAGCUUUAACGAGACGGAUCUUGCAAGAAUAUCUGCGGGGCUUCCUGUUCUUCUCAAGGAAUUCGCCGUUAGACUUGGUGAUGAUGGAUCAUCACACGUGUAUGGCCAACUUAAACAUCUCGUGUAUAGAUAUCACAGAUCAAUUAUCUCCCACUUUCAACAUGAAUAUGGAGAGAAAGAUGAUGGAGACCUGCCUCUUCGUGCCGAUGAAAUGACUCUGAAUGACAAGAUGACUCUAUGGCAGAACAACGAUGACAAAGAACCAGAAGUGAUCGCCUUUGAUAAUGGGUCUGAUGAAGGUGAGGACGACCACGACCAAGACUUUGAACCGGAUUCGUUGGAUCUAUCAGAAUUUCGGCGUGCUUUAACGGACGGCCCGGCAUAUACUUGGUUACGGUGCCAUCUGCAAAUUCAGAGUGAUCUCGAAAUCCCUGGUCCACUGCAAACAAAGAAUGAGAUCAGGAAUCAGAUUGUCAAGAAGAUUGGAAGGCCACAUAAGAUCAGCAGAAGGGCUCGGAGUCCUGUGCACACGAUUAUGUUUGACCUGGAAUGGAACCCCAUCGCCUUCUAUCAGGAACAGCAGUACAAAGAAACUUUGAGCGAGGUUCUUUCACACGCUGUCACACUCACAGGUAGUGGGAAUAAUGUACAAGCUACUACAUGUCUCCAGUACCUAAGCCAGACAUGGCCUGAGACUGGAGUACACUUCCUUCAGCUGCUCCAACGUUGUAUUGGGACUAGGACAGUUCAUUCAGGUACAUUUCCGGACAAUACGCACCUUACUGUUUAUGAUUACCCCACGCAAAUUCGCGUUUCCGCCACAGGAAAUGCAUUUUCUGUAGCGGAAGUCGGGGAGCAGCUUGCGUGGCUCGGAGCUGCUCUCCGUUCAUCACCCAACGACCAGGAAGUGGCUUAUUGCAAACCCUUCAUCUCCGAAAUUACCUCCAGCUCCUGCAAAUUUGACUUCGAAAUCCAAACAAAAGGAGAACGGGACGAUACAAGUUCUGGCGAUUGCUGGCAAAACUUGUUUAGGAACCCAAUGGUCGUCAUAGGAUACCCGAUUCCACGACGUCCAGUGGCAGAUCGCGGCCUCGAAGUCUCACUCGAUAUCAUGGUGACAUUGGCGAAUACUCGGAGAUUGAUUGAUUUCUGUGGAAGAACAUUUGUCAAAGGCUUUUCGGCAAUGCUGACUGUUAUGGAGGUAAUAGAAGAUACCGUCUUUUGGCAUUUGUUCUACAAUGAGGAUCGAAGUUAUAUUUCUUAUUCGGAUCCCCGCAUUCUCAGAAACCCGAGCUCCCCACAGUCACUCGCGAUCAAGAAUCCAGACUCAAAGCGCCAUAUCCUAGGAUGGUGCGAGAGCAUCAGAAACUACGCUGGUAAUCGCAUUUCCUCAAUGUUCCCCACCAUCCAUCAACAGACUCUCACUGACUACCAUAUCACAGGCGCACACGACGCAAAUUACGACAUCGGUUGGUCAGGUCUCUCCAGUCCAAACCAGACUUGUGCAUUUGAAAAGGUGUCUGUUUCAACCGGUAAAAUUGUUAGCGUGGGUGUGAGUUGCGCCAUAGGCAUCAAGGACAAGUCCAUUCGAGUCGAUUUUGGAGACGACUAUGUCAGCAUGCUUUCGAUGAUCUCCAAAAGGCACUUUGUAUUUCACGACUUGGACGAAGAAGAUAGAAGGGCAUGGCUAGUAGACGGUGCGAGUGCUCUGUUACACCUCCUCCGUGCAUCACUUAAACACUAUCAAAACGACCGCCAUCUUCAACGGAUUUUCUGCUUCGACUUCAGCGAGCUCGAGGAGGCACGUACAACGCACACUGGUGCAGAUGCCGCCUUUGAGGUGCUGUUGAACGUCGAUAACCAACAGCUAUCAUUAUAUUCCAAGAUGCCUGAAUCGUGGAGAGAAAAGACUAUUGGGGAGAGAGGCAAGCAAGAAGAGGUGUUGAAAGAGAAGACUGUGGAUUUCUGCUUGAAAGAUCGGGUAGAUCAGAUUUGCAAUAUACUGGGACAGAUUAUGGCUCAUCAGGACGAUGUCUCCUCUCAGAGCGGAGUAGGAUUUCGAUUAAAAACAACCCCCCAACGUCAACUUGAAGGCUUUGAUUUCAUGGACGUGGCUACUGGACAAGGUACACUGUGGCCUAAGGUCGCUACACUUCGCGCUAGUGGAGCUGGCUGGGUCGACUUUACCAGGAAGAUACAUGCAAUCUCUCUCUUCGGCACUGGUUUCGGAGACCUGCUUGCACCUGCAAACAACCGAGCUGGAUGUGGCUCUUGCUUGUGGAAUGAAGGGGUUCCCAAGGGAAAAGAUUAUCUCGCGGUUCCUGUUGCAGAGCUGAAGGAUAUCAUUCGAACGAAGGGCAAUAUGAGGCGCAAUCCGUGGCGGGUAGUCGACGAUAUCUACUGGCACACGCCAGACAUGACUUUUGAGCGCUGUGGCUGUCUUCAAUCUCGUUCUGCUAAGCACGAUCGGGUUCAAGUAUUUCUACCAGCGACAUUCCCGAAGAUGUGGGGCAGGAAUCUGAAAAGCCCAAGCAAGCUCGCCUCUGAUGGUGCUGUGAUCUUUGGCCAUAGCUGGAAAUUUCCCUUGCGCUGGGGAGUCUCAGGAAAUCCCGAAGAAGGAAAUCCACUGCCUUCAAUUGAGGGAGGCGACCCUGUAUUCUACGAUAGCGGAAUUGGAUCUGCUCAAUCUGCAUCGAGUUCGGAAAGGCCCAGCGACUCUCCAAAUCCUUUGCAGCCAAGCAAUGGAUGUCUUGCUUCAGAUCCACGUCUGUACAAGUUAUCGAAUCAGCAAUUCAUACAUCAAGAUGCAAGCACGAGGACGGGCGUGACCCCUGAAAUCGCUGCACUGCAGUUGCUGAAUUCUAUGGAGGAGCCAGAGGGCAGCCGAAAGGAGUCAAAGGGGCGGGCAAAACGCAGCAUAAGUCCAACAGACGUUCUCAUGACGAGACAACUGCAUGGUCGAGGUUAUGAUCAUGAGAUGGAGCAAAUACCAGGUAUGCUGGCGGUGAAUGAACCGAGGAACAAGAGAAGGAGACAUGAAUUUCAUACUGAAGACUUAAGUGAGCAGAGGGAGUCAAGGAGACGAAAGGGGAAAGAAAGAGCGCCUUAG